Paramacrobiotus metropolitanus is the source of this 2022-nucleotide messenger RNA. RefSeq names its product myosin heavy chain, cardiac muscle isoform-like. Bases 1 to 2022 code for a protein of 673 amino acids. The record is from RefSeq and is a predicted model, not a curated record. The transcript has 2 exons. Lineage: Eukaryota; Metazoa; Tardigrada; Eutardigrada; Parachela; Macrobiotidae.
AUGUCGGAUACAGGGAAGAAAAAAUCGAGGGCGAUCAUAAAGAUUGACCCGAAAAUUCUUGCACUGUAUGCGAAAGGACCGUAUGAUGCAUCGAAUCAGAAAAGGUUCAAAUUUAACGUGGAUGUAAUUCCACUGGAAUUGAUGUAUCGGGAAUUGGGCAUUGAAGUGCCAGAUAUACAGUAUUGCGGGAAACCUUGGGUUCAGUAUCAGGAAGAUCCAACAUUACCACAAUAUCAAAGGAAACGGCCCAAUUAUAUCAAGAAUUGGUUAACGACAGAUAGGUGUAUUCCCGAACCGUACAUUAAGGAAUACGUCACAGAUGAAGAAUUUAAGGCAGCUGCCCAGCGUGCACUGGAGAAGGUGCCUGAAUUCAAAAAAGAAAUUGAAGCCAGGAAGCAGCUAGCGAAUCAGAAAGAAAAAACACCGCAGGGUUCAGAACCGUCAACCCGAUCCGCAAAGGAGCAGGUUGCAGAUACAGUCAUAAAUCAGGAAGAGAAGUCGGCACCAAAGGAGGCGCCCUCUCAGCCUGAUAUAGGGAAUGGGAAUGAACCAAUCUCGGUGGGAAGUUUAAUUGACUUUAAUGAAGCAAUGAUGGAAACAGAGGAUGAUCACUCCUCUGAUUAUGAAUCACCAGCCAGUAAACUGGAUGACGUGUCUGACUUACCAAGGAUGAAAAUAGUCCGUACAGGUGAUUCCACAUUUCACGCAUCACAAGUGGGAUUGCAGGGAUUCCUCACAGAUAAAGAUUUUGAAUUUACGGAUGAAGAAUUCAUGGAGCAGGCCGCUAGUGUCGAUGACAGAUUAGCUACAGCCACAACAGAAAAAGAUUUGGAGAAAAUUGCACGAGAGUCACUUCCGUUUCUCCUGCGUGGAAUCCGGAGAAUAGUGGCACAGGCAAAGAUAAAAUUAGAUUCCAUUGGUGAAUCUAAGCGUAUGGAUCAGCUUCUACAGGAAGAGAAACAGGCAAAAUUAAAAUUCCAGUCGGACUUUAACGAGAUGAGAAAAAGAUGUGAAACGGCUUGUAAAGAGCGGGACACUGCACUCUAUAGAAACCGUUCACUGAAUGAGAGUUUGGACAAUUACCGGGAAAACGCGGCAAAGGACAAAAAAGAAUACGAAAAAUUAUUGGAGGAAUACCAACAAUUGAAAGACGAUAACCGCAAUAUGGAGAAUGCAAUGGAGGAACUCCGGCGGGAGUACGAUGCAAUUAAAUCGUCCAGAAAUUCAAAGGUUGAUCAGCAGGCAAACGCUGACCUGCAGAAACAAAAUCACAAAUUAGCAGAACAGGCGAGUACGUUGCGUAGGGAGUUACAGCAACAGAGAGAUGCCUACACGGAACUAUCAAACAAAAAUCGACAGGACACGAAUUUAAUUGAAUCAUUGCGGAGGCAGGUGUCGGAGGAACAAAAGCGAAUUAAUCCAGAUGUGGAUUAUGUGGCACAGUUACAGGAAGAACUGGCCAUGGUUAAAUCUCAGAACGAAAUGUACCUGUCCUCGUCAAGAGCGGCAACGGCGGCUGUCUCUAAGGACAGAGAAGAAACAUUGUUGGCAACAAUUGAGCAAUAUAAGGCGGAAAUUGCUACAGAAAAAGCGGAAAAGGAAAAAUUACAGAAGGAACGAAGAGUAAAUAAAGCAUGUACAAAGUGUGCCGAGUUAGAAAAGGAAGCGAAAGAAGCGCAGGCUGCAGCUUACCUGAAACAGACGGAAGUGGAUCGUCUUAGGACGGAAAGUGAUCAGUGUAGGAUAACUAUCCACAAUUUACAGCAACAUUUGCACAAUGGGGAAGCUGCGUAUGCUGAAUUGCAGGAAGAAGUACGGCAUUACCGAAACCAGGCUCAAUAUGCUGCAAGGGAAGUACAUUUUGAACCGGAAGCGCCGGUGGGUACGGGGGAUGAUAUGCCCCUGACACAUAACGAUCGCCACGAUCAGCAAACUUUUGCCCCGUCGGAAGUGAACCCGUCAUAUACUCACCGUGAGCCCAGCGCGGCACAGUCGUCCAAAUCAGUUAAACGACCUGUAUAA